AUGACUGAAAUGCAGGAGGCUAUCCAAGCCUUCAACCGCCAAAAUAUCUCCGUCCUGGUGCCCGGCGAGGCUGAGUACCGACAUGCCAUCGCAACAGCCAAUCUUCUUUUCCGCUUCUCACGCCCCGAAUGUGUCGUCCAGCCCGAAACCCCCGCCCAAGUCCAAACCAUCAUCAGAGAAGCAAUAGCUGGAAAGCUCAAAAUCACGAUUAAGUGCAAUGGACACUCGUACGCCGGCCACUCGACCGCCUUCAGCGGCAUCUCUCUCGACCUACGCCGGAUGAAGAACGCUGUGCUUGAGCUCGAUAGUAAUUCCGUACCCAAGACGGUCACCAUGGGUGCCGGCUGCCAAUGGGGUGACGUCUACGAGAAACUUAUCAUAGGCCGCCACGACGGCUACAUCAUCAACGGCGGUCGCUGUCCUACCGUCGGCGUGAGUGGCUUCAUCCUGGGCGCCGGUCUCGGCCCCUUCACGCGCAGCUUCGGCAUGGGGGCCGAUACCCUCGCCGAGGCGACGAUAGUUACUGCCAACGACGGCAUCGUCACCGUCCGCAAAACCGACCCGCCCGGCUCGUGGGAACGCCGUCUCUUCUGGGCCCUGCAGGGCGCCGGUGGUGGCAACUUUGGCGUUGUCGUGCAGAUGAAACUCAGCGUCCAGAAACUCCGCAACCUGCGAGGCAUGGUGGUCGCGGGGCGGUACCAAUGGUUCCCCCCAUCCGGCUUUACCGACGACGUCGUCGCCACCAUGAACGCCUUCUAUCGUACCCCAUGGCCGCAGGAGCUCACCAUCGAUACGACCUGGAUCUGCGACUUGCGGCAGGCCUCGAACCAGGGCGGCGUGCGCUUCAACGUGUCCUUCGACGGCAACAAGGUCGAGUACGAUCGCCUCAUCACCACGCACAUCGCCCAUCCAGGCCUGCAGACUCAACUCAAACGGCGCGUUCUCGCAGAGGAGUCGAGCCGUUUCCUCUACGAGACGCUCGUUGCCCAGUGGCUGGAAGAAGCCGAGCGCGCGUACCCCUCCAACAAAACGUACGAGCUCUACAGCUCCUUCAUCUUCACCAAGGCGUCUGAUUUUGAGAAGAUAACCGCUGUGAUCUGCGAGCGUAUGAAGUUCUUCCGCGAAAAGUUCAACGGCGAACAGGUCAACUUCCUCGUUACGUGGAUCCACGCCGGCGGGAAGGCCUCGGAGUUCCAAAGCACAGAGACCGCCUACUUCUGGCGCGACGCGCUCUUCCAUGCCUAUGUGACAGUCGAAUGGGUCGACAAGUGGAUGGAGCUGGAUAUGCGGCUCUUCUUGGCGAGUGUCAAGAAGCAGCUCCGUUCGCUGUCGCUGAACGAGAAGGCGGCGUUUAUGAAUUUUCCUGACAGGGAUUUUCCGACAAAGUUACAUGAGGAACGGUAUUUUGGGGGAAAUAAGGAUGAGUUGAGAAAGGUGAAGCAGAGGUGGGACCCAAAUAACGUUUUCAAAUGGGUCCAUGGGGUGAGGAGGCCGGGCGAUCCCGAAGAGGAUGAUACGGCUGAGGAGUAUGCGGAGCGGACGGAUAAGUUUGCUAGUGAGCAGUGGGCGGGUAUGUUUUGA
Molecule: messenger RNA, 1581 nt
Organism: Trematosphaeria pertusa
Lineage: Eukaryota; Fungi; Ascomycota; Dothideomycetes; Pleosporales; Trematosphaeriaceae
Product: FAD-binding domain-containing protein
Exons: 1
Coding region: 1-1581 (526 amino acids)
Molecular function (GO): FAD binding; oxidoreductase activity
Source: RefSeq, a predicted model, not a curated record